CAGCAAAUGAUGCAAGAAUUCUUACUGAAACAGUUUCCAACCCAUCUAACAACUUUCCCAUGCCACCGCGAGGUGCUCAAAAUUAUUGCACGGGGGAGAAUGCCAAUGGAGUGCAAGGAGGACAAGAACGAGAAGCAUAUAAUCAUAGUUCAAGCCAAACUCGAGCGAUGGAUGCACGACGAGAUGUAAUAGCAAACAAGUUGUGGGAUGACUUUCAAGCUGGACUUAUUUGAAUUUUUAUGUUGUACUAGU
Linum tenue is the source of this 252-nucleotide messenger RNA. Lineage: Eukaryota; Viridiplantae; Streptophyta; Magnoliopsida; Malpighiales; Linaceae. The record is from the annotation of a GenBank genome assembly.